Molecule: messenger RNA, 39538 nt
Organism: Podarcis lilfordi (Lilford's wall lizard)
Lineage: Eukaryota; Metazoa; Chordata; Lepidosauria; Squamata; Lacertidae
Source: the annotation of a GenBank genome assembly
GCGCAGUAACUGCGACGGCCCAGGCAGGCAAGCAAGGCGCCUCCCUCCCUCUCUCCGUCGCUCUCUCGCUACCCCCUCCUUCCUCCUCCUCCUCCUCCUCCUCCCGUCAUCAUCCGGGUCCUUCCGUGCGGUGCAGCAGGUCGGUAGGCGGGAAAUGGCGACUGGCCGCUGCCGGGGCUGCUGAGCGGCUACGGAGCCCCCGGCGGCGGCGGUGCUGCUUCGUGCGACCAAGGUGGCGGGGGGGCCGGCCCUGCCGCCGGGGUAGCCGGACACCUGACGGACAGCAGAGACGACCAAGGCGACGACCAAGGCGGCGGGAGAAGUGAGGGACGUCCCCCUUCGCCACAGCCGCCGCCUCCUCACCCCCUCAUCUCUCUCAGCGCCUCACAGGUAACCGCCGCCGCGACGCCGCCCUGGGCGACUUCUGAGGGGACAGGGAAGGCAGCGGGAGGAGGCGGGGAGCGCAGCGGGCCCCUCGGCUGCCGCCGCGGGGGAAGGGAGAGAGGAAGGAGGGGUCUCCGGGCUCGCCCCCUCCCUGGUCGGGCCUAGGCCGGAGGGGAGGGGCGAGGGGGGUCCUUCGCGCCCGAGUGACUCACGAGGCGAGCGCGGGAGGGGGGCGGGCGAGUGAGUAAACGAGCGAGCGGGAGCUUCUCUCUCCCUCUCCGCGCUCGCCUUCCCGCCCGCGCUGCUCCUCCUCCGGGGUGGGCGCUCUCUCUCUCUCUCUCUCUCUCUCUCUCUACUCGCGAGUUGGAUUUGUUUUGGGGGCGCCGCAGAAGGAGGAGCAGCAGCACCCGAACGAGGCGCUUGCGUCCUCUCUCUCUGCCUGCCUGCCUGCCUGCCUGCCUGCAUGCUUGCGAGUGGGACUGGCGCUGAGAGCUCCACUCGCGCACGCCUCCUGUUUGUGGUCAGGCCCUAGACGAGUGUGUUGGAGUGGGGCGGGGGAGAGAGGGAGGUUGCCCCAGAGCAUGUGCAAAGCCUCAACAAGAGCAGGCAGGAAAGCAGAAUGGAUCCUUAGGCGUUGUUGGACUCCUGUGUUGGAUGAACAUUGGAAGGCCCUGGGGCUAGAUGCCCCAGGCACCCCCACCCCACCCCACCCCAGAUGGUAACACUGGCCUUCUUGCCUGGGAUUUGUGGCUGGGGAUUAGCCAUUGAACACACCUGCGAAGCCUGCUUGUCAUGCAAAACGCCCCAGGUUCAGUUCUCAGUCACAUCUCAGGUGGGAUUGGGAUGGUCUCUUGCAUGCCACCCUGGAGAGUCACUGCUCCCUGUCUGUGGGCAGGUGGUCCAGUGGUAUGACUUUGUAUCAAACGGCUUCCUAUGCUCUGUGCCUAAGCACUUGAUGCACAACCAGGUGUGGGACCACAGUUCCUGUCAUGCUGAGGAGUGUAUUGUGGAUCCGCUGCUUAAUAUGGAAGGUAUCUUAAUAUAUGCAUUUUGAGCUCCUUUUAAAAAAAGAGAGAGCUCCAGGCAACAUUUAUAAUUUUAGCUUCUCAACAGCCCUGUGAGGAGGGUUAAGUUGAGGCAGGGUAACUGGCCCAAGGUCACCCAAGGAGCUUCACUGAGUGGUGGAAUUGAACCUGGGUCUCCCCACUCAGAAUUUGACAUAACAUUUUUGUGAGUCAUUUGGAAUUUAUUCAGGCAUGGAAAGCUCCUGUAAGCCAUGUAUUAUACUCCUGGUCUGUGGUUGCCCUUCAUCUCUAUAAUUGUUUAUUAGGAAUGUCCAAUGUGGGGCUACCCAGUGUUCCUUUUUAAUAUAUUUGUUGAGAUUGUGGGGAGAGGUUAUUGUCUUGGCCAUAGAAUUAAGCUCAAAUCCUUAGGGACUUGUGGCAUGUUCUAAGCUAAGGGGCCAAACCUCUGCUGGGGUAGGACAAAUUUUGACUGCUCACAAUGGCACUGAAGAAUGUGCCCAGGCAACCAAGUACCUGCCAGUGAUGCUUUGGAUGUGGCUUUGUCUGCCAAACGCAUACCAAGGAUAAAGCAAUUGGGGGUCCUUUGACAGGAAAAGUGAGACAAUAUUUCAUUGAACUCAAGUAGCUAAGCUAUUAUUACAGAGAUAAAGAGUAUUCACAGCAAUCAGUACAACAAUAUAUGGUUUAUGGGGACUGGGAGUCAAGUGGUAUGUUUUACUCAUCCAUCAGCUGCAUCAAAAUAGUAGGAAUUAUCAGAUUGUGUUGCUGAACAAAUGUAUGCAACUCUGCACUGAGGCUGCCUGUUGCUCUCAAUAUUUGGGCAAUUAAAUCUGAAUGAAUGUAGUUACCUGUUUGGCAUCAGCAGUUCUUCACCUGCCCAUGGCUUGUGGUGGAAAUAGUAUCAAUGCACAGUGCUUGAAUGUGUCUGCCGAAUUCUAAACUAAUAAUACUCCCAAGUGCUGAGUUUCUAAUACGGGAGUUUACAACUCCAACUUUGUUUAUGGAUUCACUUUCUUAUUAUUGCUAUUUAUAUAACACUGUCAGUGCCUGUGGUGCUUUAGGGAGACAUGCCCUGAGGAGCUUACAAUCUAAAAUUUGAUACAUUGAGAGCAGGGGAAGGGCAGGUGAGAUAAAUGGGGAAGGAAUAAGCAGUUGUUGCAAUGGCUUAAGCUUGGUUGCAGGUUUAACUGCAGCCGGGCAACCUGGUAUUUUCCAGAAAUUUUGUACCACAGCUCCCUUUUUUGUUAUAGUCCAAAACAACCAGAAGGGCAUCCAGUUGGUGAAGAACACUAUAGGACAUAGGAACAAGGGAGCCAAGUCAAAGGCCUCAUGAAAAAUAAAUCUUUGAGAAAUUUGAAGAAAGUGGCAUCUCUUGUUGAUAUACGAGUACAGCACUAGUUUGACUCCUGUUUUCCCUAGAAGGUUUCAAAUCCAUUUGUGAGCAUUAAUUACUGCUAGCUUGUAUUGAACAAAAAUAGGAAUAUUUAUUUCCAAUUUAUUACAAAGGGCUGGUGCUGCAAAGGUUAAUUAUUAGUGUAAACAAAGGGCUUUGAAUGGAAAAUGGCCCACAGAAAUGAAACUGUAAGUUACUGGUUUAAUUUAAUGGUAGCCCUGUGAAGUAUGAUAGUUGUAUCUCAUCUGCACAUGAAAGAAUGGAGGUACCGAACACCUGUGAUGCUUUAAUAAAUGAUGUACAUGGGUGACAGAAGAAUGAACACAUUUGAGUGCUACUUUUCCUGCAUUGCCUAAAUAGAAAACAAACUUCAUUUCAGUGAAAUGGGCAUAUUCUUUCUUCUCCUGAGCUUCCACUUUUGCAUCAGAGAAUUACUUUUAGAGUUAUAGUUUUGGGGGCUUUUCAGAUUUUGGCUAGGUUUAUUAGUCAGCCCCAGUUUGUUGUCCCUGGUCAACCAAAUGUGCUGUGCAUCCCAAAGGGGUGUGUGUGUGUGUGAGAGAGAGAGAGAGAGAGAGGUGAGUGUGAGUGUGGGUAGUCGAAUGUGUAGAAGUAGUUGGAGCCCCUUGUAUGGCAUCUGCCUACUGUAAAGCUCUUCCUCCUGCCCCAACAACUAAAGAUAGGGAAAUGGCAAGGAUCUAGUACCGUCUUGGGGUGGAGAUGGGAAGUUAGGUAGGGUCAAAUGUUGGGUGAGGGCAGAACAAGGGGCGUGAGAAGCAUAGACACAUAAGGUUUUCCCAGGAUGAGGGUGUAGGCUUGGGCAAAUUGGGGAACGGCCAAUGUUUGAAACUCCCAUUGUUCUAGGUGCAUUUUGCGACAGGGAAUUUCAUUAGUGCAAGCAGUUUCUGAGCUCUGGGCACAGUACUGUGCCUAAGAUUUCAGAUUUAAACUGCAGAGUGGAAGGAAAGGAAGACAUUUUUCUGCCUCCCCACUUCCAGCUACUCUCUGAAGACUGGAGAAGAGACCCUCUUAAGAAUAUUAGGGGGUGGGCAGGGGAAGGACUAGAUCAUGUAAAAAAUGAACAUAAUAUUUUAUCUGCAGUUUAUUCAUUUUCAACUUUGUAUUCUUGUUAUAAAAAAGUACACUAGACAUUCUGUUGUUGCACCCAUAACCUAGGUUUAAGGUGCCAUUUAGCUUAAGGUUACCAGAUGUCCUGGUUUCCUGGGGACAGUCCCCAGAUUUACAAAUCAGUCCCCUGACAAAAUCCAUAUAUUUAGUGAGAAGUUGAAAAGUGUCCCCGAAUUCAUUGAAAAAAAAUCUGGUAACCUUAAUUUGGCUCCUAGCUUUCAUAUCUCAGUUUCUAACACUGGAAAUGGCCUUAUACUAGAGCAGAUCAUUUGCCCAUCUAGCCCAUUAUUAGUUGCUUUGAUUGACAGUGGCUGUCCAGGAUCACAGGCAGAGUCCUUUCUCCAUCAUUUGAUGUGGUCCUUUUAACAGGAGAUACAGUCAUACCUCUUCUUGCGAAUGCUUCAUGUUGAGUUUUUUCGGGUUAAGAAUGCGGCAAACCCAGAAGUGUUCACUUCCGGGUUUCUCUGCAUGCGCAGAAGCGUUCUGUGCAGAAGCUCUCUAUCGCGCUUCACACAUGUGCAGAAGCGCCACUCUGGUUACGGACUUUUUGGGGUGCAAACGGCACCUCAGAACGGAUCGUGUCCCCAACCAGAGGUACCGCUGUACACUGGUAUGUCAGGUUAAGAACUUAAUUCGUUCUGCAGGUCCGUUCUUAACCUGAAACUGUUCUUAACCUGAGGUCCACUUUAGCUAAUGGGGCCUCCCACUGCUGCCGCGCCGCCACCACCGCAUGAUUUCUGUUCUCAUCCUGAAGUAAAGUUCUUAGCCCGAGGUACUAUUUCUGCGUUAGCGGAGUCUUCAACCUGAAGCGUCUGUAACCCGAGGUACCACUGUACUAGCGAUUGACCCUGGGACCUUUUGCAAACAAAGCAGGAGCACUGCUCUUUGAGUUGUAGCUCCUCUCCUGAAGUAAAGCAGGAGGUGAGCUGGGGCCCUUUCCAGAGGGCAUGGGGCAUAUGUCCCCUGCAAACUGGCAGCUGGAUGGUUAGUGAUGCUACUUCCUUGUUUGCUUCCACAUGGUGUCUUGUUUCCUAGCUGAGCACAUUCUCUGGGACAUGCAGGAUUUGUUUGUUUUGUUAAUAAGAGUUUGUAAGCCACCUUUCUGUAUUUGACGCCCAAGGCAGCUAACAGCCACUCUGAUGUAUCUUGCCUGCCUGCUUAAUUGGUUUUAGUGGGUCUACUCUGAGUAGAACCCCUAUGUGGCAUCAUUGCUCUGAUACAUCCCAUUUUAUUGCCAUUAUUUAGUGGUGAGUGGUUUCUCCUUGCAGGUGGAGUGUGGUUCUGGUUUAUGAAAUUCUUUGCUCCUCCAAUGUUUUUCAAAUUUUGUGAAUCCCCACCUCACUGGGUUGCAUCCACUCAACAAAUCUUUCCUCUUCUUCACAUAGCAUCUCAUUGCCAACCCGAGCCUGUUGGAGUCAGGGCCUCCAUUCCCCAGCCUCUCCCUGCCAGAUUCCAUUUAGGAUACAAUGAGGCUUCACUGAUAAAUCUACUGCAUACAGUUUUAAACGUCUUAUUUAUAGCACAUCCCAAUUUGAGAGAGACCGUUUCUCUUUUCCUGUAGAAGCCUGGUAAUGUAUUUGUCUUGUCCUGGUCUUUUAGUUGUGGGUUUUGAAAACCAGGAGCAGCUUCAGUUUUUUCAAUUCAAAUCUUGUACAUGAAAAGAGAAAUGAUACUGGGUAUGUACUACUUGCAAAUAUAUUGAAACAAAGUUGUCAUUCCUCAGAGUAACACUUGUGGUGCCAAAGUUUAUAAUUGGCAGGGCAGGUGUGAUAUCAUAUUUUCAAUAUACUGUACCUGCAAUAGUUUGCAUUUUACUGGUUUUCAGUGGUAGACCAUGAGGAAGCUUCUUUCUCACAUAUUUAAUGACUUUAAGGUGUUUGCACACCAGGACUAAGUAAUUUAUAGGAAAGCAUAUUUCUACAUUGCUAGGUAGACAUUAAACCUUAUGUGAAGUAUGUGGAAGAUCCUUCAGAAUGGUCAGUGUGUGCAUGCACAGUGAAUUCAUUGGAUGAUUGAAACAGAGACAUUGUUUCUGUUUCAAGAAUAUGCAGACUUGUUUGAAAUGUGCAUACAAUAUUAAUCGGUAAACUGUAUAAAUUUGUUGUUGGAUAUAUGUAAACAAACUUUCCUGGCCUCAUAUUUGGCUUGUCGUUUUCAGCAGUUCCAUGACACUUCAGUCUUCCAAAUAUUAGUCUCCUCUGGAGCAGGUCUGGAAAAAUAUCUCAACAACCCAGAAACCUGAACAAAGUAUUCAAGAAGGGCCAUCAGAGUUUGCAGCAGGAAAUCCUUUGAUACCUAGGUGUCCAGGCACCCUGGAAAUUUCCAGACCCAUUUCUGUGAGUGGCUUUUCUCAAGCAGCAUAUGACCUAAUUGAAUGGAUAUAUAUAUAUGUAGGGAAGGAAAUAAAAAAUACGGUCCCAAACGAAUAGUCUUGCAUUGUCAUUAUUAUUGAGUGACUCUCUCAAAUUCAGUAUAGCUACGGUAACAUUUUGGGUGAGCUUUCUUCAUGUUUGGUGAAGAAAUACAAACUCUGAAAAUGAGGAAAUAAGUUUCAAAUUACUGUUGUUAAGUCUGACCUAUGCAUGAGAUUACAAAGUUGUUCUUCCAGAUUUAUGGCUUUGUGACUGAUCCCUUUUCUUUUCUUUUCUUUUCUCUUCUCUCCCUCCGCCCCCCAUGUUGCUCCUUAUUGCUAUUCACUGACUUUGAACUUCAUGUUUGUGCCUAUGGUAGGGAUAAACAGUUUUGUUCUUUUACCCAGGCUAUCUCAGGCUGCCCUCUCAAUAUGCACAUUGGUUUCUCAUUCCAGUGCAUUAACUAAGAAACUAGCAAAAGGAAGUAAGGUGUGUAAGAAUGAAAAUUUUGAUAAAGCUUUCCAUGAAGUUAAUGUGGAAGGGAGGGAUUAAAAAUCAUUUUGCCAUGUCUUCCUGUAUCAUGAAUGGAUAAGGUGCAUUAGGUGGUGCCUGCCAGGUCCUCUAUUUACACUUACAUUAGGAAUGAGGAAAUCAAAGAGCUCUUUGCCUGUGCCCUGGCUUGGGUAAAGCCAAUGUUACUGUCCUUUCAGCCUUUCCCUCUGGUAAAAAAUGAUAAAAAAAUAUUUGCCAACCAGAGACUACAGAGCAUCUCUCAACCAGACUUCUGAAGUCAGUCCAUUUGGAUAGUAUUGGCUUUCAUAAGAUGUUUCCUCUUAGGGUCUAGGAGAAUCUACUAAGUUUGUUUCAUUUGGGGGCAAUGGUGUUUUAUUCUUUAAAUAUAUUUAAAUGCUGUUUGGGGGCACCACAUAGGACCCCCAAGGAAGCUCACAAAACAUAAUAAAAUUACAAUCCAAAAAUAAAAUAAUCAGUUUUAACAAACACCAGAAAACCAAAAUAGCAUAUUGAUAAACCAUUACUUCAGAGAUUGGAUAACAUCAAACAUAUGUCUGAACACAACAAAACCGGGAAAGUGGUAGUGGGGGUGGCGGCACUGAACUGGCUUCCCAAGGGUGACAUCACCAAAAGGCCCUGUCCUUCAUACUCACCAGAUAUAUCUUAUAUAUACAACAAGUUCCACAAUUUUGGUGGUUUUCUCAACAACUUUUGGGAUGUUCUGGUUUUUACUUUUUGAAAUAUGGCAACCCUAAUAUAGGGGUUUAAAGGUAACCGCCUGCACUUUCAGGUGGGCUUGGAAUUGCAUUUGGAGCACUGUGGAUUGAAGUAGCAACAGAGUUGCAUGCUCCAAGUAAUGGACCCCUGUCAACAGCAGGAUGAAGCAUUUUGAGUCAACUGUAAUGACAAGACAUAUACGUAAUUAAAAUGACAGUCCUGCGUACAGCACAUUGCAGCAGUCCGACCUUGAUGUAUGAUAUCUUGUGCGAUCAGCUAUAUGGAACAGAGUGAUACAAGUGUCAUGAUCGCUGUAUUGCAAUUAAUUAUCAGUUAUGUAGCAAUAUAUUCUACUUCUGAAUUGCUAAUAUAAAUGCUGUUGUAGAUUUAAAUGGGGAAGCAAUUUAGUAAAAAAUACUUAUUUUAAUUACAAUGGUACCUCGGGUUACAUACGCUUCAGGUUACAGACUCCGCUAACCCACAAAUAGUGCUUCAGGUUAAGAACUUUGCUUCAGGAUAAGAACAGAAAUCGUGCUCCGGCGGCGCGGCAGCAGCAGGAGGCCCCAUUAGCUAAAGUGGUGCUUCAGGUUAAGAACAGUUUCAGGUUAAGUACAGACCUCCGGAACGAAUUAAGUACUUAACCCGAGGUACCACUGUAUUAGUAUAUCAUGCAUUUAAUCCAAAUUGAACCUUUAGGAUCACAGCAAGAUAAAUAAUUUACUUGGUGGGCGAACCAUACACUUUGUCAUUUAAAAAAAAAAAAUUUAUAUUCCACCUUUCCAACUACAGUAGAGGUCUUCAAAACAUUUUACACAAUAAAAGCAAAUAAAAACAAACAAUCAUCAUAUUAAAAUGCAGUGGUGACAUUGAAUGUCCUAUAUGCUACAUCAAUAAGUACAGUGGUACCUUGGGUUAAGAACUUAAUUCGUUCUGGAGGUCCAUUCUUAACCUGAAACUGUUCUUAACCUGAGGUACCACUGUAUUGGAGAGAAUUGAAGGUACUCUUUAGCCUCAUUUGGAUAUCACACUAACCAAUGAUGUAGUGUUUUGUGAAUGAGCCUCAGUCUCAUAUUCCUCUCUGGUGUGGAUGUGUGGAGGAAAUGGGAAGCUUUUGUUCUGUUUCUAACUGCAGCUGGGCAAACUGGGUAGUCUUAACUAUGGUUUACUGAAACUAGUCAACUUCAUGCUAUAGUUUAUUGAAAAUGGAAGUGACAUCAGCAGAUCUCUUCAUGACCACACUGGGGACGGGAGGUUUGUUCACAUAAUGUUAAGACAUAGUCCAAAUGAGGCCUUUGUAUAUCUUUUGGGGAGAAAUGCUCAUUUCAUUAGAAAAUUGUUGUGCCACAAUUUCAGUUUAAUUUUAGAUCUUUGAAUGUGUGAAAACAAAACAUGUAUCUUCUUCUUUUGCCCUACCCACACUGUUUUCAUUCAGUUCGGCUUGACUCCCAAGGAAAUAGUUACGAGCAGAAUAGAUGCCAUGUGUAAAUAAUAACUUUUCUAUAUUGCAUUUUGACACUGAAAGUUAGACCAAUAUAGUUAUUGUGUUUAAGAAGGGGCAAGUCUGAUUCAGGCGUAUACAUUUUUCAUGAUGUACUUUGUACAAAUACAUACAAAGUAGUAUUCCUACAAAUAUUUUAGACUGUGUGCUUUCAAUGGUCCUUAUUUAAUCAGUGACUUAGCUUUUAAUACAAAAUUCCAUUAGGCUGCAGUAUUAAGUGUGUUUAUUUGGAAACUAGUUUUAAUGAAAUUAGUAGGAAGUAUGACCAGCAACCAGUUGAGCUGAGUCAAAUUAAUGGCAUUCUGUGUGACCUCGAGGACAAGUUGCUUGAUGUAUUUGGGCCUGAGGGGUCAUUCUUACAUUAUGUUUUUGUUUUGGAUAGAUAUACAUUCAUUGUAUUGUUAACAUGUUAUUUAAAAAAUGUCACUUUCUACAGAACAGUUAGGACAACAAUUUUGAGGUUUAAACAUGACCUUGAAGAAAGUUACAUACAUGAUUGCCAGAGGCUGAUGCCCCCCCCCCCCAAAUAGAUGUAGCUUCUGAAAAGAUCCCUAAUCCUAGUUUUGUGCCCCCUUUGUGCCCUUUCUUGAUCACAAAGAGAGAGGUAACUGAAUAAUUAUUACUGGUCAUGGAAGCUGGAAGCUGCUGAGCUCCCAUAACAUCUCUUUCCUAGCUUAUAUUUUGUAAGAGUUAUUUCACUUCAGUAACUACUUUCUUACUUAAUCUGAAAAUUGUUCAUGUAUCUUUUAUAUCACACUGCAUAGUAUGGUAGGUACUGUCCAAUAAUUACUUCAUAGGCUGCAAUUACACAUUUUACAAGAUUGCAGAUGGGCAGCUCGUCGGUACAUGUAAACCACCAAAUGUUUCUUGCCGGGGUUUUUUUUUUUUACUCUCCUUUUGCCCCUACACACUGCCAAAGGCCCAGUUAUUUUCCCUAUUUCCUUGAAUGUUGGAUUCUCCUAGAGCAGCUUGUGGCAGAGGCUCACCCCCAGACACCAUCCUACGUAUGUAAGCCAGCCUGCGCUAGCUCCCAAAUAGCUGUGUGUCAGGCUGUGGGGGUGCAUUAUUAUGAUGAGGAGGGCAGCGCAAGGAAGGAUGGGCUACCCCUACCCUCCUUGUACAUAUUCACUGACCACUCACUGGUGCAUGUGAGUUCAAAAUUGUUGGCAACUCCUGCACUUAACUGUGGUUUAGCAUGAUGUGCCAUGAGCUGGGAUGAACCUCAGGGUUCUGCAUUGCUCUCUCCUUUCUGCUGCCUUAUCACAGCAUGGAAAACAAUUUUGACUGUUUUGUUUCACUGUCCCUGAAUCUCAGCUUCUUGUUGUUUGGCUUAUGUUUUAUAGUAAGCGCCUGUCAGUUUUAGAACAAGCUAAUUCCAAACCAUGGGUUAUGACGUUGUCUUGUUAAACUAACCAGAGUUUAUUGUCAUAAGUUUCAGGGAGAGUGAAGCAAAAUGCAGUCUGAGUAAUUUUCCAGGCCAUGUGGGCUGAUGAUGCCACUGUUGGGAUUGUUCCAUCUUGUGCACAUCAUGCUAAAGCAGGGGUGGGGAGGCUUUUUCAGCCUGAGGGCCACAUUCUCUUGUGGAAAAAAUUGUAGGGUCUGGAUGCCAGAGGCAAAAGUAGGUGGGGCAAAGGAUGCUACUCUUUCCUUUGUAGAGUAGGCUACAUUCCAGCCAUGCAAAGUCAGAGGUUUCUUCCCACCCCUUCACAUAUUUUCAUCCAUGCAAUCACAGUUCAAGGACACAUUCCAGCCAAUCAAACACUUGAGGAGACUAUAGAAAUAGGGCUUGUGAGAGGUGUGGCCUGAGAAGAAGGGGUGUGGCCAGAGACUCGAUAGAGGGGGCUCCAUUUUGCACCUAGACCUUAGGUUCCCCAAACUUGUGCUAGACCAUGGUUAUAGCCUUAUGAACAUUGCCACUGAGUCAUAUGAGACAGGUAAUUAGUAAUCCCAUUUAACAUUUAAAAUAUAGUUAUACAGAGUAUAAUUUAUUUGGCUUGGUCAAAGUCAUCUAAAAAGUUGAUGAUUAGGCAUAGAUUGGAAACAGGUUUGAUGGUUUUUUAAAUUUGCCAUUUUUAUAGUCUGCCUUUGCUGAAAGAUCCCAGAGUAGAAAUACAAAAAAUCAAAGUUAAGCAGUAAUAUCAAAACAGGCCAACAUGAAUUCCAUACAACAAAAUGACAGCAGCCCUGAAAGUCCAAUCCAGUGUACCACACCCCUUUUUAAAGUGCCCAGAAAUGGACAUAAAAUUCCAGAUGAGGUGUGACUAAUGCAGAAUAAAGUGGAACUGUUGCUUCUUGUUAUUUGGAAACUGUGGUUCGAUUAAUGCAGCCUAAAAUCACAAUAGACCUUUUGCAGCCUUUUCAUAUGUGCUGUUUCCAAGCAGGGUACAGUGGUACCUUGUGUUAUGGACGGGAUCCGUUCCGGAGGCCCGUCUGUAAUGUGAAAUGCCCACAACUCGAAGCGCUGCGUCUGCGCAGGCACGUGGCACGAUUUGGUGCUUUUGCUCAUGCACGAAGCACAAUUUGGUGCUUCUGCGCAUGCAUGAGUGGCGAAACCUGGAAGUAACCUGUUCCGGUACUUCCGGGUUGCUGCGGGACGUAAUGCGAAAAGAUGCAACAUGAAGUGGACACAACACAAGGUAUGACUGUAUCUCCCAUCUUAUUACUGUUUGUGAAUAUAUGUUUGCUUCACCAUGUGCAGAGCUUUGCUUUUGUCUCUGAUGAAUUACAUUUUUUAGUUUCCACUUAAUCUUCCCCACAAGUCAUGCUACUUUUAGAACUUUGCACACUGUUUUCUUUUGGGGAGAAGGUGGAGGCAAGAUUGAUGUAGAAUCUGAUGGAUUACUUAAGAUUAAUUGGCUUUAGACACCAGGUCUUUUUGCAUGGGUGAGCAUAUUGUUAAGGAAAUGCAAACUUUUUCCACCAGGCCUUUGGCUUUUAAUUAUCUAUGGCCUUGUUGCAUAGUGGGAUGUUUUAAUCUAGCUUUAAAAAAAAUAAUUAUCUUUUAGACAAGUUUUUUUUAAAAAAAAUUCUGGUUUUAAUGUCUGUGUUGUUGUUGUUUUGCUUAGAAUACUUUUUGUGGUUUUUUUGGUCAUGUUUGAAAAUGAUUAAUAAAUUUAAUAAAUAAUAACAUCUAAAGACCCCUGGCUCUCCACCCCACCACAUCAUACAGAUGACUAAUAUUAUUUAAAAGUGGGUGGAAAGCCAGGGGAAUCAGAGGUGGCUGAACAUCAGGAAGAAUUUUCCGGCAGUAAGAGCUGUUUGACAGUGGAACAGACGCCCCUGAGAGGCGUGGACUCCCUUUCCUUGGCGGUUGGAUGGUCAUCUGUCAUGUAUGAGCUAGUUGAGAUUCUUGUAUUGCAGUGGGUUCUUUUCAACUCUACAAAUCUAUGAUGCUUCACUACCUUUUGGGGGGGGUAGUGUCUGUAACUUUUCAAUUGGUUACUAUUUAAAUUACUCCUGUUAUGAAGUGUGUGUGUGUCAUAUACAUUUUAGCUUUGCAGAGACAUGUGAUAGCCUUCUUGCAUUUCAAGGCCCUACUGUUUAUAAUUUCCCCCUCUGUAUAUAUGUGUAUAAUAUUCAAAGAGAACAGUUUUUGUAUCUGAUGGAAAUGGGCUGCAGCCCAUGGAAGCUUAUAUAAUAAUAAAACUGUUAGGCCUUUAAGUUGCCACAACACUCUGCAUUGUCUUUUCCCCAAAUUGCUGCCAUUUAACAGGUGCUGCUGCCUGUUUUAUUUUUCUCCAUUCAGUGUGCUGCUGCUGCUGCAUGGGAAGAACAAAUGCCUGCCUCCAGUAGUAGGCACUCUGGGCAUAAGCAAAUCUUCAAAAAAGAUACGAGUGCCUUUGUUAAAUUUUAGAGGUUAUUUAGACUUCCAGUUGAUGGUAACAGACGACAACAUCACAGAAUGAGACUUGAAUGAGUUGGACAGGUUUUCAUCUCUUUGGAGUAAGGAAAUUAUUUUUAACAUUCUGGUCGGUCACAAUAGACUAGACUUAUUUUUUAUACUUGCACAGUGGGCUAGACAUUAACUACUGGUUAGUGUUUGGAGGUUAUAUAAAUAAAUAUCCCAACAAUGAUACAAAAAAUGAAAACACUUUUGUGCCAUUCUUCUGCAACUUCAUUCUCUAGAUAUUCCUCAACCAAAAUAAGCUAUAAAUUGCCAUGUGGUUCUUACACACACACACACACACACACAGAGAGAGAGAGAGAGAGAGAGAGAGAGAGAGAGCCUAGUUAAAGAAAAGUAUACCUUAUUCUUACAGCUUUGGGGGUCACUUCUGCUUACCACAGAGAAUUCAGACUGAUAAUACUGAAACACUAUGCACAUAAGUUGCCAGGGUCAAAAGAACUCCACAAAAUUAUGUUUAAUAUUUUAGAUAUUUCUCAUCUCUGUAGAAUCUUAGACCAGAAGUGGUUCUUGUAAGAAAGUGAUUUGUGAGAAAGUCACACAAAGGGUGAAAAUAGAAUAUUUUGUCCAUUUUCAUAGUAGACAUUUCACUUCCCUUAAUAUCACUACAAACUGUUUUAGAGGUCAAUAGUACCCCAAAACCCUUUAAAAACAUUUUUUCUCUAAUUCUUCAUUAAAAGGUAAAGGUACCCCUGACCAUUAACAAAACCCAGCACAGUGAUUCUUGCAUUCAUUCCAUAAAGAUGCUGCAAUUCAGACAGCAGCAAGUCCAUGCCUAAGAUAACUUUACACUGGCUCCCACACCAUUUCAGGACUCUUCCUACUUGUGUGUUGUGUAGUAUGCCAGUUAGUCCUUACUUGUUAGCCUACCAAGUGUUAAAUAGUAGGCAGAAAUAAUUGCUGGCUGAUAAAGCUUAUAGUGCAAGAAUAAAUGCCUGGGAACCACAAAAAUCAAGCCAGUUAAGUCUUAUAAUUACUUUGUUUUGCUUAAAAUUACAAACAUGCCUGAGGUAAGCAAUUAAAGAUGCCAAUAAAAUUAUUAUUUAGGGUCAUGACUUCCCAUGAAAAACCUAAAGGGCACAUUCAGGAAGUUUUUAGCAGUCUGGCUAUACUACAUCAGCUUUGAAACAAGAGGAAAAUUACUUCCAAAAAUAGGCUUCUGCAUGUCCAGUGCUAUGGAUUAUAAAUCCAGAGAGCUUAAUGUCUCCAGGAGCAGCUGUUUCAUUCCAGAACCCCAACAGGAACUGCACAGGUUUUGCUGAAACCUAUAAGCCACUAAACAGUUCAGUCUUGCACAUAUCUAUUCAAAAGGAAGCCUUGCUGAGUUCAUUGGACUUGGGCAUUGCAACUUAACAAAGUUUUGUGAAUUUUCAGUGCAAGAUCAUAAAAUUAUUAGUGGGGUAGGGGGGAAGUGUACAAGAAUAUGAUAAUGUAAAGUUCAUCUCAACCCAUUUCUUUUUUGUGGAAUCAUACUUGCUGCUGUCCAAAGUUUUUAAUUGUCUAAUCAUCGUAAUGUCAAUAGAUGGAUUAAAUCUAUUUACAUUUGGAUAUUACAAAUAGUGUUUUUGUGGAUAUUGAAGGAAAUAUAGAUAAAUUAGAGUUUAAUUAACAGCUUUUUCAUCACCACUAGUAGAAAAUGCUAUGUCGCAUUCGUUUUAAAUAAAAAGAGUCAAAACGGAUUUGGUUUUUAAAAUGUCAUUCAGUCUUGCACCAACAAUUUAAAGCCCUCCUGCUCCCUUCAUUGGUUGAUGAAUGUUCAGUUAAAUUGAUUAAUGCUUGAAGCCCUGUUCUUUUCAAUUUGAUGCAGCUUCAGUGCAUCCUUUCAUUGGCCACGUCUGGACUUAGACAUGAAUUGGCAUAUGGGCAGUUGUUGCUGUGUUUCUGUGUUGUGAAAGUGAAUGAAGCUUACAGUGAAAUAUGUGUGGUGUUACACUGGAGGUGUAGCUAUUUCCACUUCAAGCAGAAACCACACCACACUUCUUGAUAUAUCACAGGCAGUCUAGAUGGAGCUCCAGUUGGGACUAUAUUUGCCCUUCGAACUCAAACCUAUGUUCUUAGGAAAAGCAGGCAGUUUGACUCUAUCCUGCCACUGAUGUACCUGUAGCAUCUGUCAGAAUUCAUCGAGUGUCAUGUUUUAGGGAUCAGCUUUGUAUGACUUGGCAUAUUCAUAGAAACAUUGCUUCAUGCCUCCCAAUUCCAGCCUCCACACAUCUAUGCUUGGUGGGCUGAAAUACACAAUUCUAGAGUGACAGGCAGCAACAGCUGCCAAUUACAACACGACUUCCGAACUCCUGCUGAUUGAUCGGCCUCUUAGAACUCUGCUCAGUGUUUGUGAGACACAAACUGCAAACACAUUACAAGAAAAGCCUUGUAAUGUUAUGGAAGGAGGUGUUAGAAAAGGUAUUUUUACUAGUUUGGGUCCAAUCUUCUAGCCUGUUGAAAAGGAUAUGUUUCUGAAAGGUGUUCAUACGCUUUAUAGGAAGGGAAUUUCACAGUUGUAUAUAACAAAGAAUACUGUAUUUACUCGAGUCUAAUAUGCCAUCAAAUUUAAUGCACAUCUCAAUUUUCAGAACCUUGAAACCAAAAAAAGUGUUUGCUGGCGAAUGUAAAUGUUCCAUCAAAUCUAAAGCGCACCUUAAUUUUCACCACGUAAUUUGGCCCCAAAAGGUGAUCAUUAGAUUUGAGUAAAUACAGUAAUUCUCUAUGUCUUUCAUGAUAUGGAAAAAAUAUUUUACACAUUUCCCCAUCCUGAUGCAGCUCUCUUUACUGCCAUCUGUCACUAUUAUCUGAUUUUCUAGCAUUUAGAGUUGUACAGGUAGCAACAUUUUUUGUUGGUUGCUAGUGUGCUGCUCCAAAAUUUUGGCAAGCCAAAAAGGAAGUCUCAUGUCUACCGUAUUUUUCGCUCUAUAAGACGCACCAGACCACAAGACGCACCUAGUUUUUGGAGGAGGAAAACAAGAAAAAAAAUAUUCUGAAUCUCAGAAGCCAGAACAGCAAGAGGGAUCGCUACGCAGUGAAAGCAGCAAUCCCUCUUGCUCUUCUGGCUUCAGCAACAGCUGCGCAGCCUGCAUUCGCUCCAUAAGAUGCACACACAUUUCCCCUUACUUUUUAGGAGGGAAAAAGUGAGUCUUAUAGAGCAAAAAAUACGGUAAUUAUGGAAAGCAGCUCAGAUCUGAUAGAACCUGGAAUUCACUGCACACACUUCACUACUGUGUCUUAUAGGAAGAGAGCAUGAGGUACCUUCUCAGAUCAGGCAUUUCUUCUUUGUCUUGUGUUUCCCAUUAGAAUUUCAGGCUUAUCAGCCUUUAACUAGUGCUAUAUAUGCAUUGCUGUGGAAGGGAAUGCUGCACCAGUUGAAUUUCUGCCCGUCAUAUAACUGUUAAAGGCAUAAAACUUCUGUGAGGAAUCAAUCGCCUUCAGCAUGGUGGGCUACCAGUAAAUGUCUGAAUUGAGUGAACGUGUUCCUUUAGCACAAAUAUUUAAUGUUGGGCUGAUUCUUCUGUGUUUUGUUUGUGUGCAAUUCAAGUCGAAACAGCACUUGUGUUCUGGGUGCAUCAGGUAAGGGGAAAACAAACUUCUGUCAUCAAGAGGAUUGUAGGUACCUGUUGCUAAGUCCAUUAAGGAUAUUUAUAACUGAGGUUUGAUAGCCAGGAUGUGAAGUAAGCCAAAGACUCUCUGGCACUAGCAGUCGGCCCAGUUAAAUGAACUGCAGCUUAGAGGAUAACGCUCAUGCUCUCUCAAUAUAGACACCUAAUCUCCCAUUCAAAAACAUUUACUCUGUGUGCACGUUUGCAGCCUACCUUCUAUCGCUUUCUGUAAAGAAUUGCAGUGUUCCCUUUCACACCUUUUGGAUAGAGGGCUGGUAAUAUGUUUCCCCUCAGGUUUUCCCCAAACUAAGGAUACAUUCCAACAAACACCUGGAAGCCUCAUUAAUUCCAAUGGAAUUGUUUUGGAUAACACUGUCCUGUUGAAACCAAUGGGACAUUAAAAGACUUGGCAUUGCUUGGAUCUUGCCCUGUUAAUAAUAUCCUAACAAAAUUCCCAAGGCACAUUUUAUAAUUGGGUAAUGCACUCUGUUGUUGAGAGACAAUGGAGAACGCCUCUGAGAGUGAAAUCAAACCACUGUGCUAGCAGCACUGAAGUGACCUCCCCAGGGCACAAGCCUGGGCAGUGUGUAUGGAGGUCCUGGGCCCAGAUGAUAAGAACCCCCUCUCUAGCUUGCUGUUGUGGUCCAAAGGAAAGCAGAGCAAUACGUUUGGCACCACCUUGGUGAGAGCUGAGUGCAGGGUGAGGACCAAAGGUGGACAAACUACCGCAGAAAGAGCAUGAUGUGUCCCUACCAGAGGUACUACUCCUCCCCUAACGCCCUCUCCCCAUACACAUGCAAUAACUGCUUCUUUUAAAUUAACUUAAAAUUAAAGAGUUUCAGCAUGAAACUGUAUGCUCCUUAUCUUAGCUACUUCAAAUGGAAAGUAACAAUUAAGGCAAGACUACACCUUCGUGUUUCAUUUUACCUGGUUAAGAUUUCACAGCUCUGUUUAUGGGUGGUGAUUCUUAGCAGUUUUAUUGACAUUAUACCUAAUUAAGGCUUUUUAUUGUUAGAGACACGAAGAGUCGGACACGACUAAACAACAACCACAAUUGUAAGAGAAAAUCAGUUCACAGAGUAGUCCUGUGUUUUAUAAAUGUAGAAGUUGAAGUUAUCAACACUGACAAAUGGAAACCCAUUUACCUAAGCAUACUGUUUUCAUGAUGUAAUAUUUUUACUGGUUUGUUAACUUUGGCAAAGUUAGAUACCUUUCACACAGAGCACUUGGAGUUUAGCAGACUUGUCUCCCUCCUCAUUGUUGUUUGUUAGCAGCUUACAAACAUUAGUGGAAGCUCACUUCCUCUCCCUCCCUCUGGUGGGCCACACAAACAUACUUGUUCCCCAGAUGGUAAGCAGAGGAUCUGACAGGUUGUGGCUUGCCUCUAGCCAUGCAGGAAGUGUGUAGGAGAGCUGGAAAUUGAUAUGGUGUGUGUUCAGGUGCCAGUCACUGAAUUACCCUUUUGCGAAUAUGGAUGUACAAAGUAACAUAUUCCAUUUGCCCUCUCAAACAUAAAUGUUCAUUUAGAAUGUGAUUAGGACAUGGCUGUUUUACACCUUAAUUUGCACAGUGAUAUUUUUCUUUGUGCUCUGCUGGGAUAGACUGGGCUGGUCAGUAUGCGUCCUAAUGCACAUAAAUGAGAGAAAAUAAUUUUUUAUUCAGUUCCGUACUUCCAUCUCUUGGUCAUGCUGAACUUAUUUUCAGGGAAAAGAGCCAGUAAGACCAAUGACCCUGUUCCAGGUCAGGGCAGAAAAGUUGCAGGAAGGAGCCUGCCUUGUUUUCUUCAGUGGCUAACUUGUCGUGGCAAUGGGGAGAUGAUGCUUUAACUUCUUCUUUAGAAACCCAUGAAAUUUUCUACAACUGUUAGGUAUACUGAUCUCUGGGAGUCAGACCCUAUGCCCAAAGUAUGGGGUAGGUUUUUCUUUUGUGAGAGUAGAAUCACAAACUGCAUCCUUUAGAUUUCUCAGUGCUGAAUGGCUGCCCCUUUCUUGCUAGAAGACCUACUCCAGAGCAGCAUCCAUGAAGAGUCCUGCUGAAAGGCAUGUUGAGAUUCUGGAUAGAAAACCUGACAUCUUUCCGCAAGGCCUGCAAGACAGAGUUGUUCCACCAGGCCUUUGGUCAGGGCCCAGCCUGACUCCCUCCUCUGGCAACCUGCACAGAACUUUGCGUAACGGUUGCCAUUAAUUUGAUUUUAAUUAAUGUUUAUAAUGAAAUGUUUUAGAAUGUUGGAUUAUUUGAUUGUUUGAUUAUUUGUUUGUUGUUAGCCGCCCUGAGCCUGGCUUUGGCUGGGGAGGGCGGGAUAUAAAUAAAAUUUAUUAUUAUUAUUAUUAUUAUUAUUAUUAUUAUUAAAUGUUGCAAAUAUCCUGAGCAUGUGCUAAUGUCCCCUGUGAAAAUAUGGCUCACCUGAAUAAUGAGAUGGGUACCUGACCCCUCAAGUUCUCAUGUCUUGAUCUUGAUCAAAUAGUGUGUAGGAGACUCAAACAUAUGUUCUUUAGCCAGGAAUGGCUGAAUUUUCAAAUUCCUACAUGCCAGCCUUAGCAGUUUAGGGAGCUAGAAACCAGUUGUGCAUGUGGCUUUUCAUUUAUUUAUUUUAAAUAAAUAAAAUACUUAGUUAAAAAAGAAAAACAGUUACCCCAGCUUUGGAUUAAUUAUUGAAAGUGCUAUAAAACCAUAGAUGAUUAGUACUUCUUGGGCUUUAGUUAAUGUUAUGUGCUUGUUCUCUUACAGUUUUACAUGUGAUACCAACAAAAUGAGGCUGAGAACGCGGAAAGCUUCUCAGCAGUCAAAUCAAAAUCACACGCAGCGUACACUGAGGGUGAAGAGAAAGUACUCAGAUGUAGAAGAGAGCUUACCUGUUGGGGGAGGAAAACCUCAGAAAAAUGAAACAGGCUUAUUAUCUUCAAUCAAAAAGUUUAUUAAAGGAAGCACCCCAAAGGUAAGCUUCAAAUAUUUUGAUCAUGCUAAUCUAUCUAUGGAAUAUUUAUCACCACAGUCUUCCCAAAAAAGUUUUAAAACCACAAAAAUUCACAAUAAAAAGAAAUGUAAACACAUUGGUUGUAUGUGGAAUAAGCAGCCUCACAUAACCAACAUGCUUAAGACCAUAGAGCAAGCUGUCCUGCCCAGCUUCACACAACUUGGAAGGGUCUACCUGAGAAGCUCCCAUGUGAAGAGUUUUGAGUUGGUUGCUCCAGCUCAGACUGCAUGGGUCUCACAAGCCACUCUUGAUUUCCUAUACCAGUAACCAAGGAACUUUCACCACUCUGUAACUAAGCUAAAUUUUACUUCCUGUGGCUUUUUAUGAAUUCUGUAUGGAAAAGCACAUGAAUCUGACAUUUGGAGCAUUUAUAAGUAAGCCGUUUUUAACUUACCAAAUGUGUGGUGUUUUUGUAUGCCAGUGGGAAACUUUGGAAAGAAGCCUUUUAAGGGGACAUUUUGAUACUCACUUUAACUGGCACAUUUUAAUGUUCUACAGCCUGUAUUUCCACACUUUACUUUGCUGCAUGUUUUAUGAUUUCAAAUCUCUGUUAGGGUUCUCUCACCAAAGAGUUCUUGCCCUAAACUUGGAUCUUGGCAUCCAGGAAUUCUCUUUUAUACCUGUAUAAAUGUUGGUCCCUUGGAACCAAAAUUGUAAACAUAAUGCCAGAAUAAAAACUGGACCUUACAGAAUAGAUCUUAACACGUCCACUAAGGCCUGUGUGUGGAGUGGCCCUACCAGUUGUGUUGGCUGGGGCAUCUAGUGCUCAUAUUAGGGAUAGCUAGACUGCCACUUUAUGAAGGGAUAGAGAUUUCUCAAGGGGAUUGGCACAGCAAAGCUAGCAUGGCCUUAGAAUUCUAGUUCACUUUGUGGGGGCGGGGGGCAAGCUUCCCAUGCAAAAUAAGAAGCAAUGAGUGGCCUGAAGCUGCAAGGCUACUGAGAUAAGCAGGUGGGGAAGCAAUCCUAAAGAUAGCAAGAAAGCAGACUUGGUAAAGUUCCCUAUGAAGGGAAUUACAAAAACAUGGGGCCACUAUUGAAAAGGCUCUAUCCUUGCUAUUUCAUAAAGUUAAUCUCAAGUAGGUUAUUAUGAGAGCUGUCAGACCUUCAUUUAACAUGGCUCCAAAUGUUUUAGGGAUUUAAGGAUCAAUGCCAGCACAUUAAAUUGAACCUGGAAAUAAACAUCAAUGUAGCUGGUGUAGGAAUGAUGUAAUGCAAGGGCAAGCAACCCCCAAUGCAAAUGCUAGCAGGAAGGGACAUCCCUCCUCUCCUGCAUGCCCCCUCCCCCAGUCUUCUCUGGAGGGAACUCCCAGAACAGCACACAGUGGGAUAAGAGAAGGGGUCAUUUUGUUGCUGGAACAAUAAGAAGAGUGUGCAGAUGAAUUCCUCCCAGGGUGCUGGAAAAGUGAUUCAGCAAGUCUUCUCAGUGAUAAGAAUGGAAACUUCCUGGGAAAUUUCCAUCAUUCAGGUUGGUGACAAUGGAGCAGACUUUAAUUGGGAUUAUCUCAAGAGAGAAAGUUCCUCAUCUACCCUAUUCUUGUUUCACACAAGAAUGCAGGACAUUUUGUAAAAAGCUCAUACUUUAGUAGAGCCAUGUGUUUCCCAGUAAUAACUUUACACAAAGCUCCAAGCAGUGAUUUUGGGAGACUUUUAAAGGCAACAUUUUAGGUUGUUAGAGAAUUUCAGUUUGUAGUACCUCAGAUAUAGGUAAAAAAGCAGCCAGUCCUCAUACAGCUAUUAUAAUCUUAGAAUACAAGUGUUGAAAAGAAAGAUGUUUGAGCCUUCUAUUUCUCCCUUCCCUCCUAUAGUGUAACAAUUUCUAUAAUUGUAUUUUUCUAUAGAGCUGUAUAAGUACGAGGAAUAUUUUUUAAAAAACAAACAAACCAAAAGCUUGGACUUUGAAGGUUCCAAUUUGAGUCUUUGAGCACACACAAGAAACCAACACACCCAACCACACUUUUGUCCCAGGCAGGGAUGGGACCUGUGCAGCUUUCACUUGCUUUCAACUGAAGGGCCCCUUUAUUUCAGCCGUUUAUGACAUAUUUUCUGCCAAAACAGUCAGAGCUGAACCUUAUGAAAUGAGAGAUGUGGAAACGAAAAUGUGGUAGAUGCUAACAGUGCCACCACCAUGAGCAUAAAAGUGAGGAUCAGUUUUUAAAAGGGCAUAGAAAGUUUGUUAGUAAACUACGUAUUAGAUAAUAAAUUGUUUAUGCUUUAUUCUUUAAGGAUGAAAGAGAACAUCCUGCAAAGAGGAGUAGAACUGAACGUGAUAUAGAUGACAACUUGAUUACAUCCACUCCUCGAGCAGGAGAAAAACCUAACAAACAGAUUUCUCGAGUUAGGCGGAAAAGUCAAGUGAAUGGAGGUUUGUAAAUAUUCUACUCAAGUGACUCCUAUGAAGCCUUUGGUCUUUCUACACCAUUGAAGUAAUUAAGGUUUUGUGUCCUGGUUUCAUGGAAGAGAAAAUUUGAGCCUGCAGUGCCAGGAGUGCACAUUGGUUAUUAGGCAGCAUAUAAAUAUUUAAAACCAACUUAUUUGGGUGGUUUAGAAGUAAACCUAGUGCCUUUAUUGUGUAAAAUACAUUGCAGUAUUUUUUCUUGAUGCUUACAGUAGCCCAAUCUGACAUGUCAAAAUGGUUGGGGUCAUUAGAGAAGUGAGUUUAAGAAAAUUCACAGAAGAAAAGUUUGCAGUCCCCUCCUUUCCUUCCUUACCCCCCCCCCGAGGUACUUGUGACCCCCACCCACAGUAGCCUCUGCAGAGUAUUGGUUGGCCAUCCUGAACAAUAUUAGAAGGGCAGGGAGGACUCCUGAUGGAAGGAAGGGAUGGGCUGUGAUUUUCAUUUAGUUACCAUCUUAGGAUCCAUGCAUGGUACCGGAGGAUUUCUCCCUCCCACAGCAGCCCCCUGCACAACAUCAAACAUUGUCCAGAGAAGAUUUGGGGGGGGCAUUGGGGGCGGGGGUCUGCUGUAGGUAGAAGGGAACACAAAACCAUAUUUCCAUGAACUUCCUUAAUUAAACUUCUCUUAGAAUCCAGAAUUAUUUAUUUUGUUAUAAACAAAGGCUAAAAGAGUGUUUUGCCUUACUGAACUAGGGUUUGAAAUGUGAUGCGUGUCCACUCAAACCUCUUGACAGAGUAGCCAACAUGGUGCCCUCCAAAUCUUGGGCUACAGCUCCAUUGUCCUUGACCAUUGGCCAUGUUGACUAGAAUGGAUAGGAGUUGAAGUCCAACAACAUGGAGGGCAGCACGUUGGCUGACCCCACCCCACCCCACCUGCACUGUAGUGGUUAAUGAUGUUUGGCAAUGGAGCAGAGCACUCUUGCAUAGCUUGUAGCUGCAUAGUUAGCAGGAUCACCCGCUCCUUUUCCUCCUUCAAUGAAAUGGGCUAUAUUGUUUGCAUUGGGGACAGUUAAUGCUUAACAUGCUGAACUGCAUUUUUGUUUUACACAAAUGGAUCACUUAAGAAAAGAAAGAAAACAGCAUUAUUUUCCCUUAGGAAGGAGAGGAUAGUUGGGUGAGUUGGCUGCUCCACUAGGCAAUAAUAUGCAAAUUGAGCUGUUCUUACCUUGGGUGGGAGGGAAACUGACCUUCAGUUCCCUUUGCCUUACAUAUUUAAGAAGGCCCUGACAACUGAGUGGACAGAGCCUGCGGGUGGGUGGGUGGAUGUCUGACUUGUGUAUCUAUCUGAUAUUCCAGAUAGAUUAUGGUGCAAGCAGCCACUGUGUAUUAUUAGAUACAUGUUGUGAGCAAAUAACUGUAUCUUUAAUAGGGAUUUGGUAGUCAGAGGUGACCAAUUGUGAUGCUGCCUGCUUUACUGCCUUGAAGACUGCAGGCCACAGGAUCUGCCUUAAUCUCAUCAGCUCUUUAUGGGUUUUCUAGAUAUUGAGUGGCUAUUCUGGUGUUUAAUUGCAGGGUUUUUUGUGGUUUUUUUUUUACUGUAAAACAAACGCAGAAACCUCUUGUUCCAUUUUUAAGAGGAUUAAACUCCUGAAAUAAGUAUUUGUUGAACUAACCAUGUGUUUGUAUGGAUUGAAAAUAUUGCCUACUGAAAUCCUGUUAAGAAACAAAAAUAUUGCUAUUGCUACUCAUACGUAUUGACUGUGUUUGGAUGUAAUGCCAGCUCCCCUUUCGCCUCCAGUAUGGCUGCAAGGAGAAGUCUGCCUCAGGCAGCAAAAUGUCUUGUUCUGGCCCUGGAAAUUUACUUGAAGAUACUGUGUGACUUGGUCAUUCCAACCUAUGUAGUAAAAAUGACAUCAGGAACAAUGUGAGCAUUGUACAAUACUGUCAAGUCAAAUGUUUUGUGUCUGCAUUCUAGAAGCUGGAAAUUAUGAAAUGACAAACCAGCAUGUUAGGCAAAAUGGAAAAUUGGAAGAUAAUCCCACAACCGGCAGCCCUCCACGGACUACUUUACUGGGGACCAUAUUUUCUCCCGUCUUCAAUUUUUUCUCACCAGCAAAUAAAAAUGGCAAGUAUUAUGCAAACCCAUGUUUAAUGUGUUAUAUACACUUAAAAAUAAAAUAGCAAUUUAGAAAAAGUAAUCUCCUGUCUCAAUGCUGGGCAAAAGAGAGGUAUGUUUUGAUUACUCUUUUUUAAAAAAAUAUUUAAAGAUUCUGAAGCUAAAAAUGAAAUAAGAAUGUUAAUUCUUACCUAAGUGCAAUAGCAAUCUGUGAACCGAAAACAUCAUUUCAGGGACAGCCGGCUCAGACUCUCCGGGGCAAGCUGUUGAAGCUGAAGAAAUAGUGAAGCAGCUUGAUAUGGAGCAGGUGGAUGAGAUUAUCACUAGCACUGCAACUUCAGCCAAUGGAGCAUCAUAUACUAGCCAAGCAGUGCAAGUCAGAUCAACGAUCAACAAUGGCUUGGAGGAAGUAGAAGAUGUAACUGAUCGUGAUUUGCCUCCUCUCACUGGUAAGAACCAGGCAUAUUUUGGUGUGGUUGUUUUUAAAUCUUAUGUACAUGACUAAUUUUGGGGGGUUGGGGGAUACGCCCUCACUCUUCUGAACCAAAUGGCUCAGGGACACAGGAUUCUCCAUGACCAGCAUGGUUGUGCGGUCUGCAUUACUACCUUUCCAUGAUUUGUUGGGAGAGAAUGAUGUCCUAAACUUCCCUUCCUUGAGAUACUCCAAGUGUUUCUAUAGCCAUGGACUGCAGGAGCAGAGAAGCUUUUAUCUGGACUUAUUCUGUUGAACAGUGCUCUGCAAUUUUGAAUGGGAAUGGUGCAAAUCUAGUUUACCUGAGCAUGAAUUAACAAUUAUUAUUGUUGUUGUUGUUGUUAUUACUAUCAUUCUUAUUUAUCCACCCUUCACACUAAGGUCCCAGGGUGGGUUACAACAAUAAAAACACCAUGUUGAAAACAGUUGAAAACACUUUACAAUCACAGAAAUAAUGGGGGUCUUAAAAAUGUACAUCUCAAAUGUCAGAAGCCAGGGGAAAGAGGUGUAUCUUCUGCCUUCACUGAAAGAUAUAUAAUGCCAGGUGCACCUCUGUGAGGAGGGAGUUUCACAACUUAGAACUAAAUACAGUGGUACCUCUAGUUACAAACUUAAUUUGUUCCGGAGGUCCGUUCUUAACCUGAAACUGUUCUUAACUAGAGGCGUGCUUUCGCUAAUGGGGCCUCUUGCUGCUGCUGCGCCGCCGGCACACAAUUUCCGUUCUCGUCUUGGGGCAAAGUUCUCAGCUCAAGGUGACGCUUCCAGGUUAGCAGAGUUUGUAACCUGAAGUGUUUGUAACCUGAGAUGUUUGUAAACCGAGGUACCACUGUAAUUGCAUUGAGUGUCUUAGUGCCAAAGAAAGAAAAGAAAACCAAAGGGAAUAACACUUUGGUGGAUGAGAGUGUAGCCGAAGAAAUGGAUGGUGGUUUUUUCUGUCUUACGUUUGUACAUUCUAGUUUCAGUGUGUCAUUAACUAUGCUCUGUUGUAACAUUCAAAUGAAAUUAUAGCUGACACUUGAAACUUAGCAUUUAAGACUUUAAUAGAUUGAUAAAAGCUGUUAUUAGAGGUGAAACUGUUAUAUGUAGGACCAUUCUGGGGAGGUUCCCACUAAUCAUUUUAGUAGUAUUAUAUUUUUACAUAUAUCCUACCUCUCCCCCACACCAGGACUGAUGGAAGCUUACACAGAUUAAAUAGAACAGACUAAAUAAAUAAAUAAAUAAAUCCUUAAAAUGUGAUUAAAUGUAAUUUAAGGCAAAAAUGGAGACUGGAAAUAUUUUGAUUAUUGAAUAUUCCACUUAGCUGCUAACUGGAGCUUUCCUCCCCUCUUCAGAUGAACUAAUGAGGAGCUUUUGUGUUUAUUAGCACCAGUAUCUCCGGACAGUGGUUACUCAUCAGCUCAUGCGGAAGGUGCCUAUGAGGAAGACUGGGAAGUUUUUGAUCCGUAUGUGUUCAUGUUUGAUUUCACUUUGUAAUUCUAGAUAUGACAUUUUGAGAAAUAAAAUACAUUGCCCUCUUAGUUAGCUUUGUGAGUCAGUGUUGAAGACUGCAGUACUUAACAUUUAUUUUGAGCACAAUACUCCAGCAGUUCUACAAGCCUCAGUUGUAGAGCCAUAGCAGUAAAAUCAACAUUUAUUUAUUUGAACCCUCUUUAUACUGCUCUUCAUCAAAAUUGAUUUCAGCAGAGUUUACAAGGUUUAAGAAGAAUAAAAUAUACAUUACGUUCUCUAAAAGCAAACUCAGCUAGUGAGCACUGACAAGAGUAUGGCCAAAACUUGGCUGCUGAGAAACAAGGAAGAGGUAUUGAUGUGCUCAAGGGAACCAUAUGGUUUGCAGAAAUGAAAAAUAAAAAUAAAAAUAGGAAAAUGUAUGGAGGCAUUUGAAAAAAAACAACCCAGUGAGGACUGCAUGCUUAGUGGUCACAGAAUUCUUGAUGUUGGGGGGGGGGAUAAACUGAGGGGUGGCGGGGUGGAAUAGAAUAGAAUAGAAUAUCUUGGAAGAGAGCCGAGUCAGCUGUCUAGAACCCUGAGCAGGAGCAUGCCACUCUGCUGUAACAUUUACAGCUCCCACUUACAUACAGGUACUUCCCCAUUUGCGCAUGAUCAGCACGUGCAUGACUGCUGACAGGCACACAAUUUUUGCCUGACAGGCGCACUGCAAGGGGGUGGGGCAGAAUGGGGUGGGCUCAUAUCAUCCCGCUGGUGCAGGCGAUGCCUUAGAAUGUACCCCAUGUAAAUGGGGAUCUGCCUGUAUAUACAUAAAACGUUUAUAGACCUGCAGGUAAAAGAAAAAUCAACAGUCCUUAGAUGAGUGAAUAAAAAGGUUUAAUCUCAAAACAUUACAAUUGCACACGCACGACACAUCCCAUUGAAUCAUACAGGAAAGUUUUCCAGGGCUUCCCAGAUUAGUUGUGUGUCUAUUUCCAUCCUGCAUCCAGUGGGGACUGGGAUCGCUGAAGAUGUCUUCUUACUGCCCUGGUGGUCCAUUACAUUAGCCUGCCAGGGCGGCUUUCCAAAUUUGUCCCAUGAGUUGUAAAGCAGCAGUUGUAAUAAAUUAACAAACCGUAUAUUGGUUUGCCUUUCUUCUAGGUACUACUUCAUCAAACAUGUUCCACCACUAACAGAAGAACAACUUAAUCGGAAGCCUGCUCUUCCAUUGAAAACGAGAAGCACACCAGAAUUUUCUUUAGUUCUAGACUUGGUAAGGAAUACAUAUUGGCAUUAGCUAUGAUAGAAAGGUGUGUGUGUGUGUGUGUGUGUGUGUGUGUGUGUGAGAGAGAGAGAGAGAGAGAGAGAGAGAGAGAGAGAGGUAUGCUGUGCAAAUUGCAGGGGGGAGGGCUUCAUUUCCGAGCAUACUUUAUUUCUACCUGCCUUCUAAGUCAUCUCAUUUUCUUAAUUCUUUAUAGGAUGAAACACUAGUCCACUGUAGUCUAAAUGAACUGGAAGAUGCUGCACUCACAUUUCCAGUCCUUUUCCAAGAUGUCAUUUACCAGGUAAUCAAAACCACGUUCCAGUGAAGUAUAAAACUGCUUAUAUAAAUUAAAUGGGCAAACACUUGUCAUGCACAUGGUGUCUUCUUGCCCUCCUGGAACAUUGGCAAUUUAGCAGUAUUGAUUACAUUCUUUGAAAUUUUGUCAGGCAAGUCCUCAGAUAUUAGAUGUAUUGUGACACACUGCUUCUUCCUUGUACACUUGCAUACUUUUACACUUCCUUUUCAUUUAUUUGUAAAGAGCUCAAGCAUGAGGAAGCCAGAAGGCUUCCUCUUAGCUGUCUUUCUACGUGGCAGCUUUUCUCCCUGCCAGCAGGUGGAGGCAGGAGUUCUGGAAGCUUAAAUAAUUUUACUACAGAAGAGCUUAGGGCAGACUUGCUUUUCUGCCUUGCCUGAGUAAAAUCGACCCAUGCUAUUCUGCUCAAAAGGGAUUAAAAAUACAGACCUGGGAAUAACUUGUGCAGAUCCAUCUCUUCCUUCAUAGUUAGGUGCUGCUUGUGUGGCAGGAGUUGCUUUUGUUGAUGGAGACUACCAGAUUGCUAGCUGUUGGUUGUGCUUCACAACAUAUUCUUAGCUUCCAUCUACUGUGUGUACAACAAUUCGGUCAGCAAAGAACAGAGGAAAGAGGAAGAGUUGGAGGUGUGUUCCAGCAACUGCCAAAGAUGCUGCACUGACCCCAGCUGUUGUUCUCAGGUCCCUAUUGUGUGAUGUACCUGGGAGUAGCAACAGCUUCCCUUCAUGUAAUUUGCACGAUAUUGGACUCCUCUGUAGUAUCUUUGGAGAAUGACAUCAGGCACCUUAAAUGGACACUUGUCCAGGUCUUUUACCCUAAUUUUAAAACUUGGAUUUAGUCUUUUUUUGUUCUGUAAAACCCUCCAAAAUUCUGAGGCUUAAAAUGAGGUAUUUCCUUUCCCCAGAAGAAAUCAUGUUUAAUGACACCAGUGUUCAGCUUCCUCUUUAAUUAGAUAAGUUAGGAAGUUACCUUAGAAUAUUUUGGAUAGUAAAAGCAAGAGCUGAAAAUUGGCUGAUAGCAUCAUCUUCUUUUCUGUGGCUUGCCAAUAUUACAACUUGCUGAGAACAGCUGAGAAGUAAACACUACUUUAUGAGGUUUCUUUAUAUAAAUAUUGCUGAAGUGAGCAACAACACAUUUGAGUCUUGGGUGGAAUAAAUGUAGAGUUCCAGUUUUACAAACCCCUCCUUGGUUCUUGGGCUGGGCUAUUGUUUAGGGGGUGUUGUUUGGGGUGGGGUUGUUGUUGCUUUUGCUGUUCAAUUGUAAAAUCCAAAAUAAAAAUCCUAAAAAUUAUGUGGAAAGUGUUCAAUGGUUUUGAUAUUUUGUUUAGUGUUUAUAACUACUUUUGUUAUAUUAGUAGUUAUGCAAUUUUUUUAUAUGUUGUAAGCUGCCUUGAGCGUAGUUUUAAAUUUGGAAAGGCAGCAUACAAAUAAAAUGAUUGAUUGAGUGAUUAGUUUCUUGGCAGUCCUUUUCUGCCUAGCACAGGGCUAGCACCAUAAAACUUGAUUUUUGCAAACUUGAACAUUUAGUUAGGAGUUUAGUGACCUCUGUUCCUCAACCUUUGUAAUCCUCUAUCCACUUAUUCCACUGCUAGUCUCAUAAAAAGCUCCUCUAGAGUAAGCAGGUUAAGAACUGCAGCUGUAAAUGUUCCAGACCUGGUCCUAACCCUUAAGCAUUUUGCCUCUCAAGCCAAAUGCUCACAUCUGGAAGUACGUUUCAUUGCUUUGAGGGGAAACCAGUUUCCAAGUAUGCUUGAAAUUGCAAAAUUGCAGUCACGGCCAUCUAUGGCUAUAGAUAAACAGAGUUUGCCCCUAUUCUGUUUUGAUAUGGGCCCAGUGAAAAUGGCAAGGAAGUUUGAAGUGUCAGCUUCAUAAUACUAUUGUUAGUCUGUGAAAAACCAUUAUUCAGUCAAACUCCAAAAGGCAAAAACAAUCAAAAGCCUUUUGUGGACCAGAGUCCUCUUUAUUUGCUACAUAAUUUAUUUAGAACUAAUUUGGUGCAAAUGGUCACGAUGAUCGUGUUGUAGUGAUGUGGUCCAUUACUGCAGCCAAGCUUGAGCUUAUCUGGGUCCUUUGGUCUUCCAGAAGACACUUCCUCCAAGAUCUUGCUGAAAAUCAGAAUGGCAACAAGAAAGACUUUUUUGUGGUUGUCCCCCAUUUCUGGGGUGCUUUCUCCAGAGAUGCUCUCCUGGCACCAGUCUUUGUGGCAGCAGGCAAAUACCUGUCUUUCCUCCCAGGCAGUUUACUAUCUUCUUCUCAGUUGGUGCCCUUAAUGCUAUCUGCCAGGGUAGCUCAAUUUUUUAAAAUUUUAAUGGGGGUUGUGUCCAUACUUGAGGAGUGGAUUUUGUUAUUAGUUUGUUGCUUUGUUAAAAACUUGGUUAUGCUGUAUUUAUCUUACAGGUUGAUGUUUUAAACUAUUUUAUUGUAAGUCAUCAGGAGGCUUUGGAGUUGGUGACUAAAAAUUUAAUUAAUAAUAAUAGGAAGGAAGGUUCAAGUAGUUAUUUAACUGUGCAAAGAAUGACUGAGACCAUGCAAGUUCACUCUUUUGCUCUCCCCACCUUUUUAAUGAUCAUCUUCUGUUGAUUGCAAAGGCCUGUGGUGACAGUACUGAUUCAAGAUGGCAGUAUGGGGUUUAAAUUCUCUGUCAUGUGGUCCUUUGGAAGUGGUGAUCUGCUUAAUUUGUUUCUCAGUGUGGUUUUGAAGGCAAAUGAGAGUUGUAAAGCAAGUUGGGCACUGAAAGAUACUAUAGAAUUAAGUAUCCUAAAAUAUAGCAACUGUCUAGAGUUGAGGUUUUUUUAAAGGCCUUGCUCACUCCUUUAGCAUUUGUGCUUUUCCCUUAGACGAAGGCAUAUUGGUAGCUUGUCUUAAAUUAUUGACACCAACUGGAAAUAAUGUGAACCCAAGAACUUCUUUGUCCACUUUGCAGCCAAAUAUUGUUUAUUCUUCUGGAUGGAAACCAAUUCCUGCAUUGCAGGGGAUUGGACUAGAUGGCACUUGGGGGUCCCUUCCAACUCUGUGAUUCUAUGAGUCAGUACUCAGUACACACUUGGGUACUAAUAACUUGUAUUGGCACUUGCAGAGGUUCUGAUGAAGGGAUUGUUAAUCAGUGAAUAAGACUUCUCUUUAGUUCACUAGAGAGCAACCUUCUCAUGCCCUUCAGUGUGACUCACCACAGGCACUCAAUCCACCCUCACUGCUGAAUUUCAUCUCCCACCCACCUGAGGGAGCACAAUUUGGAUGGACUGGAAGGUAUUCAGGGAGAGUUAUCCCUUCCUCCACAUCACAGUCACUCUUCCCAUACCUUGCUAAAGAGCUGUUUGCCAGACUGGGGCAUGCUGUUUACAUAGGGAGGGAGGGGUAACCUGGGAACACCAGAACAUAGGAAGCUGACUUAGACUUAGACAGUUCGUCGGCUGAACUCAGUAUUUUCUCUCCCAGCUGUACCUGGAGAUUUUGGGGAUUGAACAUGGGACUUUCUGCAUGCAAAACAGGUGGCCCUUCCCACCAUAACUUGCCCCAGGCACCAAAGCAGAUAAACAGCAAAGCUUCUGCUGCUGUAUCUCUUCCAUUUCUUGAGCCCAAUUUGCUGCAAUGGGUUGAUUUUUAGCUUCAUCUAAGGACCACAGGGUGAUUUACAAUAUAAAAGCACAAAAAUACAUAACAUAGUAACAAACUAAAGCAAUACCUCCCACCCCAUAUAGUUUUAAAGGCCAUAGAUUGUUUAAUUAGCCAAAGGCCUGAGAGAAGGAGGAUGUGUUUGCCUGGCGCCUAAGAUACAUAAUGAAGGCACCGUUGGGCACUGGGGUGCACUUCAUUCAGCUCUCCUUUUCUCCAGUCCCAGCCAACACCAGCCUUGCCCACAGGCAUGCAGCCGCUCACCACCCACAUGUGUCCUUUGUGAGCUAAGUGGUGGCACAUCCCUGCUUUAAACAGGGAUCUUUGCUGAGGAACAUUCUUGUGGAAGCUACAGAGUACAGCUAAGGCUUCCAUCCUGUACACACUUAUGUCAGGAGGGAUAGUUUGGCCACAGUAGUACUGCCCUUGGUCACCUUCUAGACUGGACUACACACUCUGUUUGGGGCUACUCUAGAGGUUGGUUCAGAAAUUGUAGCUAGUGCAGAAUGCUGCACCCCAAUUGUUGCUGGAACACUGCAUAUUGCACAGAUGAAGAAAGCUCUGCACUGGCUGCCAGUACGUUACUGAACUAAGCUCAAUGUAUUAUAAAGGUGUAUAAACCUGAAUGACCUGGGACCAGGUUACCUGAACGGACUGCCUUAUUCCUUAUGUACUGUGCUUAUCUGGAGAAGCUUUCUUGAUUGUCCCAGUUAUCCCAUACUUUUUUUAGUUUCUCCACAUAUCAAGGCUUUCAGUAUAGCGGAACAUGCUGAAAUAGCAUACCCAGGCUUUCAGUAAUUUGGAACACUUUUCCAGGCACCUACAAUCCUGGUAUUUUGUUGCCUGCGGAAAACUUAUUUGUUUGUAGAAAAUUAAUUUGAUACAGUUUUGGUGAGACAAAGUGUUCUGUAUUUUAUGAUUCUAUAAUUUUAAGAUUUUAAAACUUUUAUGAUGAUUUUACUGUACAGUUUUGAUACUAUUAUGUGUUGGUGGUUUACAAAUGUUCUUAUAAAUAAAAAUAUAAUAAUAAAAAUAAGAUACUGCCUGGUACAAUUGCCAUUGUAUCAAGUGCAGUAGAUGAUGCUAAAAGUUUUUGAGUUGUAGUAAUAGUAAUUUUUAUUGAUUUAUCAUAAAACAUAUGGACAAACUAACAUACGAACCAAACAAUAACUGGGUUGUUUUUUAUUUUGUUUUGUUUUCCAAUUAUACAAGCAAACAGUAAUAAGAAUUUUACACCCUCUCUAGCAUUACUAUUUCUUCUUCAAUUACUGAAUAUAAUAAGUAUUUUACUGUAAAUUUUCACUGCUGUCCACCAACUAUAGUUUCAGAAACCCCUGCCAUUUGAAGCAAAAUGUCCCUGUGUUCUGUGUAUUUUAAAAUUGCUUUUUCUUUUUGUUCUAGGUUUAUGUGAGAUUAAGACCAUUCUUCAGAGAAUUUUUGGAGCGUAUGUCCCAAAUCUACGAGGUAAAGGGACUUAAUUUGGAUCUUGUAUGAUUAUCUUAGCCUUCAGCAGUAGAACAGAUAAUAACAACAUCCUCCCUUCAUUUUCAGAUCAUUCUUUUUACUGCUUCAAAGAAGGUAUAUGCAGACAAAUUGCUGAACAUACUAGACCCCAAAAAGCAACUGGUCAGGUAAGCUUGAUGACCAAGUGGUGGCUGUUAUUUCUUUUUUAAUCAGAAUUGUAGCAUACACUAUUAUGAUGUAGAACCUGAGUGCAUUUUAGUUAUCAUAGCUGAAUACACAUGGAAACACAGAUAAAACGCUGACAACAGGCUAUUUUGAAACCUUGGAAACGUUGAACAGUACAACAACAAAUGGGUGCCUGCAACAAAAUGCUGCAGUGUCUCCUCAGGCCCUACUGAGUGCUCAUGUUCAGGGUUCCCACCUGCCAGCCAUACCUUCCCCAGGUUCUGAGGGGCUCAAGCAGGCCAGUUCGUUCCAUUUCUACCCACCCCAGCCUUCCAUUUCCUGGUUUUCUUUACCAAAUUAUGUCAGCAUUCCAUAGCAGCUUGCAGUGGCCACUGGUGGCAUGCUCAGUUCUCAUUGGACUCUUAUGUUCCGGGGUGGGGGGGUGUGGUGUUUGCCCUCCUAGGUGGGUCAUAAGGAAAGGGUUAAAUGAGUGUGAAGUGAUUGGCCAGUGGUAACCCAAGGGGAGGAGUUAGAGUUAGAGUUGGAGUUGUUUGAAAGUUAGUGGGGAGUUGGAGAAGGAAGAGGGAGGAUAAGUUUGUGGGUUGGUCUAGUUUUAAUGUGAGAGAGUGAGAGGAACUGUUAGGUGGAGUCAGAUAGAUAAUUGGGAUAAUCAGUUUGAAGUUGUUAGGAACAUGCUUAUAAGUUGUUGUUCAUGCUUAUAAAAUAAAUUGAUUAUUUGUUAAUGUUAACAACUGUCUGGACUCCAUGUGUACCCGAGAGAAACGGGUUGGUGGCAGCAAGGAGGCAAUCACAGUGGUGGCACAGGGAUCAAUAGACUGUCAAACGUCCGGGGACCCUGUGUGAUUGCCACAGGAUGUUUUUUAAAGUGUUGUAUUUCUGCAUACUUUAGGGAUCACUAAGCAUUUUAAAAUAUUCCUCUUGAUUCUCAGUGACCCCAUUUUGGCUCCAAUUCCCUGUUAUCACUCAAUCCCCUUGAGUUUGCUAUUGGAGGAUUUGAUUAUCCAUUUUAUUCAUAUAUGUGGUAGCAACUCAGAUGGUCUAGUAGUGCAGGGGUGGGAAAUCUGUGGGGGCCCUCUGGAUGUGGUUGGUUACAGCUCCCACCAUCCCUGACCAUAGAUUAGCUGCUGGGGGUGCUGGGAGUUGGAGUCCAGCAUCACCUGAAGGGUCCGCAUGGGAGAAAAAUGGGGCUACCUGCCAAUGAGGUAGCGCUUCCUACAUAUAUGAGGGAGUGUACUGGUAAAUGAAAAAUAGGAUACUCAGUUGGCCUGGAAUGAGGGGUGGGCUGGACUGACUUGCUUGAGUCCCUAGCAGCACCUAGUAUCCUAGAAAAAUAUGUGACUGACUGGAAGUCUGAAGAGAAGCACUCGUGUUAAUGAUGCAACAUUUUGUUGCAGGUCCCACUUGUUCCUUCUAAUAGUGAACUCAUGUGGCUGAGUGCAGACAGAAUUGGGCUACUGAGGAACAGGAGGGAGGUAUCGGCACGCUUGGGUGAACCCCGAGGUAUGCAGAAGUACAAAACAUUUUUAAAAGCAAAAAAGAAAAACUCCCAAAUGUUUGCUGGGCAUGCUCAGUAGUGUCCAGGAACCACAGAAUGUUGGAAUAUUGGGAAAGAAAAACAGAAACUUGCGGGGAGGGGGUCUGUUGACCUGAUAGCGUGUACUAUGCUGAAGGAAGACACAGCUGGAUGUUUGGAACCCUGAAGAUGAGCCAUCCUAUUUUAUUUAUUCAUAAUAUUUAUAUCCCACACAAUAACAAAAGUUCUUUUGGCAGAUUAUAGUAAAAAUUAAAUCAGUACAAAUAAAUUAGGCUCAAACAUGAAAACUACAUCAACAUAAGAACAACAACUGAAUUCUCCUGGUGGACUUGUGCGUGAAAGAUGGAAGUUGAGGCUUGGCUGUCUUUGGGUUCUCUCCAAAUGUUACGGGAUCAUUGUAAAAACACUUCAUCAUUGCCUGAUUUUCUUCCAUAGAUAACAGCACAGGUGCUCCACCUCCUGGUCAAAUUAAUCAUUAAGAACACAAGGCCUUGUUUGGAUUUGCGUGAUAUAUAUAUAUAUAGUAUUGUACCGCAGAGAAUUAAAAACCUAUUUUUCAGCCAAAAAACAACCACCUUUAGCUGUGUUUUUGCAUCUAUUUUUCAAAUAGAUAUAACACCACACACACCAAAAAACUACCAUUUAAUAAAAAGACAAAUCUUAACAUUAAAUCCCGUGAAAGAGAGGAAAUCUUGUAAAAAGCAGCAUUUUCUUCAUAUACAUUUUUCUCCAUGUAAUCUGAAUGUGUUCUUUUAACCAAAUACAGGCAUCGACUUUUCCGUGAGCAUUGUGUUUGUGUACAAGGAAACUACAUAAAGGAUUUAAAUAUCCUUGGUAGAGAUCUCUCAAAAACUAUUAUUAUUGACAAUUCACCACAAGCCUUUGCCUAUCAGGUGAGUGUUUUUUCUCCGCAGCUGGCUCUGCAGACAAAACAAAUGCUAACGUAACUUCAUCUGUAGCCUCAGCAAGUAAAAAAGCAUGAUUUUUGUUUAUGCAUGUGGUGGCAAGUACCUAAUUCACCACAAAACGUAUAUGGUACUUUACAAUUUGAAGGGCAGUUUGCUACCACAAUAUUUCAUGAUAAAUACUGAAAAAGUGUGCUUAUGUGAAAUUAUGUGGUUGAAUCAGAGUUAGGACACUGCUGUUGAUCUUAUCCUGUAUUAGUUUUGCUCAUGUUAAGAGAUUUGCCCUCACACGCCUUCCUGGAUUAGGGGCCAGGAUGUUUCAGCAUUAAGCAUGAAAUCUCUGGAAUGGAGAGGAAGCAAACAAAGUUUUGAUAUGAUCCAUUGACAGAAACAGAAGCUGCACUGUAUUGAUUGUAGCUACAAUCUGUAGUAAGGCAAGAUGCACUUAAUGCACUGAAGUUUCCAACUGCUUUCCCCAGCCUUGUUUCCCACCGUUACAGCUUUUCAUGUUUGGGGACUGUUGGGCUCAUAGGGGAAUUGCCAAAAAUGAAACUCACAGUAAGAUGGUAUUGCUACUUGCCUGAACUCGCUUCAGAAAUUCUUGUAAAUUGACCAUAUGUCUGGUGUUGGCCUAUUUAAUUGCAUGUAUUUAAUUAUAAUAUGCCUUGUGAGCUGAAUGAAGGAAGGGUUUAUAAAUUCAAAUAAAAAUAUAUAAAUAAUUUAACUUGCCUCUGAUAUUUUUCUUUUUCUAGCUUUCAAAUGGAAUUCCUAUAGAGAGCUGGUUCAUGGAUAAAAAUGACAAUGAGCUCCUAAAAUUGAUUCCUUUUCUGGAGAAACUUGUAGAAAUGGUAUGUAUUUCAGUGAUUAAUCUUUUGAUAAAAUUUUCCCUCUUAAAACUUGAUAGCAUUACAAGUGUAGUGGCCCUCUGUUGCUUUCUGGGCAUAAUUGAGGAUGCUGAUGUUGAUGUAAAAAGCCUUCCCUAAAAAAACAUUGUUUGGGAUUCCAGAUCAUCAUGCAGGGUUUGCAAAUAUUUCUGCACAGUGAUUUCAGCACCACUGAUCAGCUAAUCACGGGCACUUCAAAACAGUUAGCAGGGCUGCCUGCAAGGAGCUUUUCCUCUGCUCUUUGCAAGCCCCUUCAACUCCCUGUGGAGUUCCAUUUGGGGAACUCAGUAGUACAACAAGUCCCAUGGAGCUUGAAGUUAGCCUAUGUCAGCUGAUAGUCAUUGACUUCUGCUUUCUUGUGGGGUUGGCUGCACUAUGGAAUUCCCCAUGGGGAACUUAGUAGUGCACCCAAUCUCAUUUGGCAUGCUCUAAGUGCCCAUUCAGAGGGACACGGGUGGCGCUGUGGGUUAAACCACAGAGCCUAGGACUUGCCAAUCAGAAAGUUGGCGGUUCGAAUCCUCGUGACAGGGUGAGCUCCCGUUGCUCGGUCCAAGCUCCUGCCAACCUAGCAGUUUGAAAGCAUGUCAAAGUGCAAGUAGAUAAAUAGGUACCACUCCGGUGGGAAGGUAAAUGGCAUUUCCGUGCACUGCUCUGGUUUGCCAGAAGCGGCUUAGUCAUGCUGGCCACAUGACCCGGAAGCUGUACGCCGGCUGCCUCGGCCAAUAAAGCGGGAUGAGCGCCACAACCCCAGAGUCGGCCACGACUGGACCUAAUGGUCAGGGGUCCCUUUACCAUUACCUUUUUAAGUACCCAUUCACCAAUUGGUGGUGACAGCAAUCAGGCGCACACUUCUAAGGUUUAGCACUUUGUGCACCUGCCCCACACCUGAUGCUGCAUGUCUCAUUAGGUGUGGGGCAGGUUGGUGUGGUUUGGGAAUAAGAAGCUAGAGCAGGGGCGGGGAACCUCUAGCUUGCCUGGCUUAAUUUGGCCCAGCACAGGUUCCAAUUUGGCCCAUGGGUUGGCGGUUCCCCACUCCUGCUAUAGCUUCUGCAUUAGUAAAUGUAAAGUCUGCCAAAGCUCAAAGAUGAACGCUUUCAGGAGACCGAGCAAUGUGGAAUUUUGCAGAGGAUGGCUAGAGUAGUGGAGCUGCCUUGAGUCUCUGGAAUUGGGUUGGAGAGGAACAAAAGCAAAAUCAUUCGCUGGAUUUUACAUGCAUGCAAGAAGUCAGUGUACUUGGAAAUUCUGCAUAGAAGUAGGCUUAGGCAUAACAUUGAGUAAAAGAAAAUUGUGGAAAAAUUGCAGGUGAGCAGUUGAAAAUUAGAAUCUCUGUUGACAUCUUUUCUUCUGCUGUGGUGGUGAACUACCGUGCACUUUACAAGUGGAGCUGCUUCUUACAUAUGAGACAUGGAAGUUACUGGUUUUUCCUUCCUUGCUUCUUUUUAGAAUGAAGAUGUUCGACCUCACAUCAGAGACAGAUUUCGCUUGCACGACUUACUACCCCCUGACUAAACACCAAUGCUUUGCCAGGUAGCUGAAGGAGAAGAAAAUGCAGGACCUUUUUUUUCCUUUUCUUUUUGGACUAAAACAAAAACAUUGCCAUUACUGUUGAAAUUUUUGCAUUUUUGUACCCUGUCUCGCUUUUCUUAUCUCUGGUGCCCAACAAUAAUCAAGGGUUACAGAAGAACUUUAUAUAAUAAUAUUCGCCAAAUGGAAUCCAUACAGUAGGUAGGCUAGAACAGAAGCGUCUUUAGAACUAGUGCAACUCCAAUAAUUUUUUUUAUGUACAGGACAUCUGCCGUUUUUAAAGAAUUCUGUUUCUGCCACCAGCAGUUUGACCUAUAAACACACACACAGGAUUUUAUGAAAUAACAGAGAUUGAAAAUGGACUCUUUUUCUUUUCUCUCUGUUCGGUGCUCUCUAAGUGGGUUUAUAGCCACUUUGUGUUACUUUUAAGAUUCUCAUUUCAACAGGAAUGGCCAGUAAAUGUUUUUUUUUCCUGUUAAGGUUUAUAACCUUCUUACAUUUUUGACUUGUAUUAGAGUUUAGAAUUUCAUUAUGCAUUCCUUUUAGUUGAGGCGGCUUCAUAGUUUUUCUGGGAAUAGCCAAGUUUUAUUAGUUUUUUAUUAUACAAUUGAAUGGCCAUUUUCCUGCUUUGACUGCCUGCAUACUGUAUAUUUGUUUAAAAAUAUUAUCUAGUUUUAUUCCAUGUAAGUUUCAUUUAGAAAUCUGCGUUUAAAUAUAUAUUUUUUGUUUCUGUAAUAUUCUACUGUAGUGGAAAUCUUUUCAAAAAAAAUCAAGAGACUGGCUAGAUAAGAAAAAAUAUAAGAAUUACUAAUAUUCAGAAUAUUUAAACCAUUGUGAUGGCAUGUACUCUGGACAGAGAUGAUCUAUUGUGGUGGUGCGCAUGGCUGAUGGACAAGGAUCAAUACCUCAGAGUCUACUGUGCAUAAUACAAGUCCUUGGGGAGAGCUUGCUUGGUCUAAUGCAAUUCAGUUACUUCUGCCUUCGGUGUCCUCCAAGAAUGAAGUAUUGUGGAGAGCAGUUCAGUAUUUGAAACUGUCUUGCGUGGGUUGGUCUCUCUGCUAUGCAGCUUGUUACAAUCAACGCUAAACUUCUUGCCUAGCAGGGACAGGGCCACCACAGUAACUGUGCAUAACCCUGUGGUUCAGUACACUCCUUUGCCACCAGUGCAGCUGAUAUGCUAUCAAAGUGGUUUUCUAUGCUAUAUGGAAAUGGUUUUCAAGCCUUGGUUCUCUAAUGCAGCUUGUACAAAGAGGCUGAUAUUUUUUUAAUGGAGUGUAAUCUCCUUUUUAGGAGGCUUUUUAUGGAAGGAAAAAUUUGUAAAAGUUAGUAAGCUUUGCCUCUAAACUGCAUUGACAUGCCAUAGGCUCGGGCUGUUUUUGUGUAAAGGGUGUUGCAGAAUGGCACUUUUUCUAAAGAGAAGUUUGAUAUUUUGUAUGCUUGUUAAAGAAAGUACAGUAUUGGAAAUUAAAGGUGGACAACUGAUAAUUGAGAAGUAUGUCAAUUAAUUUUUUAUGUAUAUUACCUGUUUACUUGUACAAUUUUAUUGUACAAAUUACACGCAGCUUCAUUUUCAAAUGAGUCCUUAAAAUAAGGAAAAUCUUUUUAGGAAAACAUUUAAUUUUUGUAUUUUUUGAUUUUAAAAGGCAUGAGUUAUAUCAACUUUUUCCAAUGUAUUAAUGAAGAUUUUAACUUUUCAUCAGGUUGAGUGUUUUCUUACUAUAUUAUCUGUUGUAUAUGUAGCUAGCACAUUGUGUCACUGAACUGUUAAAAAAAAGUAAGCAUGUAGAGCAAGCCUGCUUUGUGGAAAAUCAUUAUUCAUUUGAAACAAAAUUUUGGUGGAUUUUCUGCAGAAAGAAAGAAAGAAAAAGAAAGAAAGAAAGGCAUUUGCUAUCUAGAAUGCUAAAGGUAUUUUGCUUGCAGGAAAAUGAUACAAAUUCAUUUUAAUGAGAAUCUCUGAAAUGUAUUUAUCUUUAGGGCAUCUGAACAUCUUUAUGCUGUUUGUCUUAACGUCUUUAUUGAAAUAAAAUGUACAUAAUGU